This is a messenger RNA of Bolinopsis microptera, 519 nucleotides long. RefSeq names its product large ribosomal subunit protein bL12-like. The record is from RefSeq and is a predicted model, not a curated record. Bases 1 to 519 code for a protein of 172 amino acids. The transcript is spliced from 4 exons. Gene Ontology annotation, molecular function: structural constituent of ribosome; mRNA binding. NCBI's taxonomy places the organism in Eukaryota, Metazoa, Ctenophora, Tentaculata, Lobata, Bolinopsidae. Gene Ontology annotation, biological process: translation. Gene Ontology annotation, cellular component: ribosome.
AUGAUGCAAGUAUGUUUGCGGCGUGGCGUGCAGUGCGGACUGCGACGUACCCUCAGAGUGCGCUGUCUAUCAGCAGUCCCAGCCCCCCAGAUUGACUCGGAGUCUGGUGUAGCUGGAGUUCCUGAACACGUUCUAUCUCUCGCUGAUCAGAUCUGCGGACUCUCAUUACAUGAAACUGGUCAGCUUACCAAAGUCUUAAAAGAACGCCUUGGUAUUGGAGAGAUAGCGUUGGCAGGACCUGCUGCUGCUGCUGCUCCAGCUGCUGAAACUGAAGCUGAGCCUGAACCCGUUGUUGAAGAGAAGACUUCAUUUGAUGUUAGAUUGUUGGGUAUUGACAGUAGUAUGAAAAUUAAGUUAAUAAAAGCACUGAAGGAGACAAUACCAGAUUUGAACCUAGUGGCUGCUAAAAAAAUGGUAGAAUCUGCGCCUUGUAUGUUGAGGGAGAAGAUACCGAAAGCAGAGGCAGAGGCCCUUAAAGCGAAGUUAACAGAGUUUGGUGGGGACGUGGCGUUAGAAUAA